Messenger RNA from Trifolium pratense (red clover), 507 nucleotides. Lineage: Eukaryota; Viridiplantae; Streptophyta; Magnoliopsida; Fabales; Fabaceae. The record is from the annotation of a RefSeq genome assembly.
AUGACUAGAUCUCGGAUAAAUGGAAAUUUUAUUGAUAAGACCUUUACCAUUGUAGCCAACAUCUUAUUACGAAUAAUUCCGACAACUUCUGGAGAAAGGGAGGCAUUCACUUAUUACAGAGAUGGUAUGUCGGCUCAAUCUGAAGGAAAUUAUGCGGAAGCUUUACAGAAUUAUUAUGAGGCUAUGCGACUGGAAAUUGAUCCCUAUGAUCGAAGUUAUAUACUUUAUAACAUAGGCCUUAUACACACAAGUAACGGAGAACAUACAAAAGCUUUGGAAUACUAUUUUCGGGCACUCGAACGAAAUCCUUUCUUACCUCAAGCUUUUAACAAUAUGGCCGUGAUCUGUCAUUACCGCGGAGAACAGGCCAUUCGACAGGGAGAUUCUGAAAUUGCAGAAUCUUGGUUUGAUAAAGCUUCUGAAUAUUGGAAACAAGCUAUAGCCCUUACCCCAGGUAAUUAUAUUGAAGCACAGAAUUGGUUGAAGAUCACAGGGCGUUUUGAAUAA